This is a messenger RNA of Auxenochlorella protothecoides, 573 nucleotides long. Its product is annotated as Ribosomal RNA small subunit methyltransferase G. The record is from RefSeq and is a predicted model, not a curated record. Gene Ontology annotation, biological process: rRNA processing. The transcript is spliced from 4 exons. Gene Ontology annotation, cellular component: cytoplasm; cytosol. Lineage: Eukaryota; Viridiplantae; Chlorophyta; Trebouxiophyceae; Chlorellales; Chlorellaceae. Gene Ontology annotation, molecular function: rRNA (guanine-N7-)-methyltransferase activity. Bases 1 to 573 code for a protein of 190 amino acids.
AUGAACCCCCUGCUCCAGCAGCUCGACAGCGGUCAGAGGGCGCAGCUCGAUGCAUACCUGGACAUCCUCCUGGAAUGGAACCAGAACAUGAACCUCACAGGCCCGUGCACGCGCGAGGAGGCGCUGCAGCGCCACGUUGUGGAUAGCCUGGCCCUGCUGCCCAUCAUCGAGGCGCAUGCCCCUCUCUCCCCCCCCAGCUCCGGCCCGCUGACUCUCAUGGACGUGGGCUCCGGGGCCGGCUUCCCGGGCCUGGUCCUGGCCAUCGCGCGGCCCACCUGGCGCGCGGCAGGGCGCGACCCAGCCCUGCGCGACGCUUUCCAGGUGGUCACGGCGCGCGCAGUGGCGGAGAUGCGCGUGCUCGCGGAGCUGUGCCUCCCCUUCCUGGCGCCGGGCGGGCUCCUCGGCGCCCAGCUGAUCGGGGUGGAGGACGUGGCCUGCGCGGGGCAGCAGGGCCGGCGUACCGCGCUGACGGUGCGCAAGCUGGGGCCCACGCCGACCGGCUACCCGCGGGCUGUCGGGAGGCCUGCCAAGAGGCCGCUGGGGGGGUACAUAAAAAAGCCCAAGGCAGGAUAG